GAGAACUGAUUUUUGUGCCUAAUGGAUGGUGGCAUAUGGUGAUCAAUCUCGAAGAUUCUAUUGCUAUUACACAGAACUUUGUUGGAUUACAUAAUUUAUCAAAUGUAAUUAAAUUCCUCCGUGAGAAACCAGAGCAAAUUUCAGGAUUCUCAUCAGAUUCUUGGCCAUCUUGCAAAACUAUUCAUGAAACUUUCUGCAAAAAACUUCAGGAAAUUUACCCAGAGCUGUCAGAGAAAAUUGAACUACGUGAUGAUUCACGUAAAGAUAACAAGCCAUCUGUCUGGGAACAGCUCAAGAAAUUCGAUGAUGCAGAAAAAGGAUUUACAUUUAAUUUUUCUAAUAAUGAAUAA
This is a messenger RNA of Dentiscutata heterogama, 350 nucleotides long. The record is from the annotation of a GenBank genome assembly. NCBI's taxonomy places the organism in Eukaryota, Fungi, Glomeromycota, Glomeromycetes, Diversisporales, Gigasporaceae.